GAUGAAGAAAUGCAUCAGAAAAUGGUAAGAGAAAUGAACUUUUCUGAAACGGCUUUUAUCUGGAAACUGCAUCCAACAGACAGCUUUACCCAAAGUUCCCGCUUUGGGCUAAGGUGGUUCAUGCCUGCUACGGAGGUCCCUCUCUGUGGGCAUGCUACAUUGGCUUCCUCAGCUGUGUUAUUUCACAAAAUAAAAAAUGUGAAUCAAACUGUAACUUUUGUUACUCUGAGUGGGGAACUGAAGGCCAGACAAGCAAAAGAUGGGAUCAUCAUGGAUCUGCCUCUUUAUCCCACCCAUCCCAAGGAUGUUAAGGAAAUCCAGGACUUAAUCAAGCUGGGGCUAGGCAAGGUGCUGGUUCAGGACGUCCGUUAUUCUCCAGACACCAAGAAGCUCCUUGUUCGGCUGGAUGAUUCUUAUGGAAGGUCCUUCCUAGAGAACCUGGAAGUGAACACAGGAAAUCUGAUACAGGCUGAAAACACAGGCAAAGUGAGGGGACUCAUACUCACCCUCAAAGGAGAGGGAGGUGGAAAGAGCCAAGGCUAUGACUUCUACUCCAGAUACUUUGCCCCCUGGGUUGGUGUGGCAGAAGACCCUGUCACAGGAUCUGCCCAUGCUGUUCUCAGUAGCUACUGGUCCCAGCAGCUGGGGAAGAAGGAAAUGCGGGCUUUUCAGUGUUCUCGCCGUGGGGGAGAAACAAAGGUUUCAUUGCAGGAUGGUGGAAGAAUUGACAUUAUUGGUCAAACAGCAUUGGUUUUGGAAGGGAAUCUGACCAUCUGA
Messenger RNA from Dromiciops gliroides (monito del monte), 777 nucleotides. RefSeq names its product phenazine biosynthesis-like domain-containing protein. Gene Ontology annotation, molecular function: isomerase activity. Bases 10 to 777 code for a protein of 255 amino acids. Gene Ontology annotation, cellular component: cytoplasm. The record is from RefSeq and is a predicted model, not a curated record. Gene Ontology annotation, biological process: biosynthetic process. The transcript is spliced from 8 exons. Lineage: Eukaryota; Metazoa; Chordata; Mammalia; Microbiotheria; Microbiotheriidae.